Molecule: messenger RNA, 1526 nt
Organism: Manis pentadactyla (Chinese pangolin)
Lineage: Eukaryota; Metazoa; Chordata; Mammalia; Pholidota; Manidae
Gene: CHCHD3
Product: coiled-coil-helix-coiled-coil-helix domain containing 3
Exons: 8
Coding region: 175-858 (227 amino acids)
Biological process (GO): inner mitochondrial membrane organization
Cellular component (GO): mitochondrion; MICOS complex
Source: RefSeq, a predicted model, not a curated record
GUGACCGGAGGAGGCGGGAGCUCAGGACCGGCGCCUUCUCCUUGCUUCUCGGGGUCGUGGCCUUGCUCCCGCGGUGCGAGGAAGGCGUGUGGCACGUCCACGCGCGUGUGUGCGCGUGGGGCCUGAAGCAUUCGUGGAUCCGCGCGAGGUCUCUGCGGCGUGGAAGCAGGAGCCAUGGGCGGGACCGGCAGCACCCGCCGGGUCACCUUCGAGGCGGACGAGAAUGAGAACAUCACGGUGGUGAAGGGCAUCCGGCUUUCGGAAAAUGUGAUUGACCGUAUGAAGGAAGCCUCUCCAUCUGGCUCAAAGUCUCAGCGGUAUUCUGGUGCUUAUGGUGCCUCAGUUUCUGAUGAAGAAUUGAAGAGAAGAGUGGCUGAGGAGCUGGCAUUGGAACAAGCCAAGAAAGAAUCUGAAAAUCAGAGACGACUAAAGCAAGGCAAAGACCUGGAGCAAGAGAGGGCUUUUGCCAAUGAGCAGUUAACCAGAGCUAUCCUUCGAGAGAGGAUAUCCAGUGAAGAGGAGCGCGCAAAGGCCAAGCACCUGGCUAAACAGCUGGAAGAGAAAGAUCGAAUGAUAAAGAAGCAGGACACAUUCUACAAAGAGCAGCUGGCUAGACUGGAGGAGAGGAGCUCAGAGUUCUACAAAGUCACCACUGAACAAUAUCAGAAAGCAGCAGAAGAGGUAGAAGCCAAGUUCAAGAGGUAUGAGUUUCAUCCUGUCUGUGCUGAUCUGCAGGCCCAAAUCCUGCAGUGUUACCGCCAGAACACCCAGCAGACCCUCGGCUGCUCCGCUCUAGCCAGCCAGUACAUGCGCUGCGUCAACCAGGCCAAACAGAGUAUGCUUGAGAAGGGAGGAUAAAGUCAACUUUUAGAACAAGCAAAACUCCUUCAACGUUGGAACUUUUUUUUCUUUUUUUUCCUAGUAAGAGAGUAACCCAAUUAAAGAAGACCAUUAAAGAGCACCAGAGAGCAGAUUCAGCAGAAGCAUAUCCCAGUUUGAAAAGCCAAGGCCUAGGUCAGUGAUCAAGGACACACUGCAGUUAGUUAACCCCAUUUAGGAUUAAAAGAGAAAGCCAACGCUCUCCACCUUUUUUACUUUCUGUUCAACUUUCCAUUCUAACCAAGCUCCGUCAUUUGGUGACCCUCCACUCUAACCAAGCUGGGGAUUGGGGUGGGGGCUACGGCCAUGGGGUGGGGGAGGGGAGGGCAGAAAACCCCCAGCUCAGGCUAACAGGUCUGGGCAGAAUCGUCUAGGCUGUGGCAUGUUGGUUCUCUCCCUUUUGCUUUUCUCCUUUGACUGAAGUAAUAAGAACUACUUCAUUUUAACUUAUUGUGGUGAUCAUGUAACUAAGAAAACAAAAAGAGAGAAAAUACACCUCUUACUGGGAUAAUGUUUAUGAUUACAAGUGAAAUAAGGCAUUUUUUGUCAACAUAAAGGAAACCUUGGCAUCUGCAACCUCUUCUCUAUCAUGAAUACUGACAUCUACUUCACUCAGUAUCAAUAAUAAAUAUAUUUUCUGACGAAGA